This is a messenger RNA of Clunio marinus, 7433 nucleotides long. The record is from the annotation of a GenBank genome assembly. Lineage: Eukaryota; Metazoa; Arthropoda; Insecta; Diptera; Chironomidae.
AAGUGAUAAGAAGCCAAAUAAAAGUAAUAAACUCAGAAAAGAAGAAGAAGAAUCUCUUGUUGAAUGUUGUUUUUGUUGUUGGUGAGCGUUAAUAUUUCGGGUUCUUAAACAAGAAGCAUGUCGAGUCUCUCAUUCGGUACAUUCUUCAAGGUCUUCUUAUGUGGAUGAUUUUCUUAAGAAAUAGGAAACAAACUUUAUCUUGAGACUUCUUCAACGUGCUUAGUUCUCAACACAGCCACGUUUUUUUAUUAAACUUGAUUUCGUUUUUGGUUUUAUUUUAAUGAUGUACAAACAUCAAGAAUUGUGAUGCAACAAGCAUUUAUAAAUGAUUUAUCAAGAGAAGUAGACAAUCGUUGGAUUGAAAAGAAUGAAGAAUUCUUGAGCAGUGAGGUGUGCUGAGUUGAAUUUUAAAAAUUAAAAAUAAAAAGAAGAAAUCUGAUUAUUGAAAAUAAAAGAUAAAUAUUGGAGAAAAAGAAACCAUUAAACAUUAAACCACAACAAUGGAUAGUCUUUUAAAUACAAGUGGUCAGCAGUUACCAAAUAAUCACUUUGUGGAUUCGCAGGGUGAACGAACUUCUUGGGAAUAUCAUACCGUGAUUCUUUAUCGUGUAGCUGGCUAUGGAUUCGGCAUUGCUGUGUCUGGUGGACGAGAUAAUCCACAUUUUGCAAAUGGUGAUCCAUCGAUUGCUGUCAGUGAUGUUCUCAAAGGCGGACCAGCUGAAGACAGAUUGCAAACGAACGACAGAAUUGUAUCAGCAAAUGGAAUCUCACUUGAGAAUGUUGAAUAUGCGACAGCAGUUCAAGUUCUUCGUGACAGUGGAAAUACUGUGACGUUAGUUGUGAAACGACGUGUACCAUCGUUACAAGGAAAUUAUUCACAAAGUGGAACUUCUUCCGGAAUUAUUGGCAAUCAUCAACAUCAACAUAGUCUCAGCUCAACUGCGGGUCUCAUGGGACUUACAAAUGGAUCUCAACAACAAAUCAAAGUCACGUUGAACAAGUCAAGUAAGAAAGAAGAUUUUGGUUUGGUGCUUGGCUGUCGAAUCUUCGUCAAAGAAAUCUCAUCAAAGAUGCGUGAACAACUUCAAGCCAAUGGUUAUUCAUUACAAGAAGGUGACAUCAUUACACGAGUUCACAACACAAAUUGUAAUGACUCGAUGAGUGUUAAAGAAGCGAAGAAGAUUAUGGACGGAUGUAAAGAACGUUUGAACUUGGCUGUUGUUCGCGAUCCAAACUUAUCACCAACUUCAUCAACAAAUAACAACAACAACGCGUCAAUUUACUCACAUCAACAGCAAUUAUCGAAUUGUUCAAAUAUUGAUGACAAUUUUAAUUCGUCAGCUUAUUCAACACAAAAUCUUUACGUUCAACCACCAACACGUCCAUCAUUGAGUACACUUUUAGAUGACAAAUGUAAUUUGACACCGCGUGGUCGUUCUCGUGGUCCAUUAACUGACAUUUCUUUAACGCAACUUGACCGUCCAGUGACACCACCAACAACUUCUGGACAUUCUCGAAGUCGAAGUGGAAUUGAUGAACCGCCAAGACCGCCACCGCCGAGAGGUGAAGAUUAUUACAGUACAAGACGAAUGACUGGAGGUGUUGAAACUUCAUCCGAGCCACGCUACAUAACAUUCCAGAAAGAAGGAUCUGUUGGAAUUCGUCUGACUGGUGGCAACGAAGUUGGAAUCUUUGUCACUGCUGUUCAACAGAACAGCCCAGCAUCGAUGCAAGGUCUCGUUCCAGGUGAUAAACUUUUGAAAGUUAACGAUAUGGACAUGAAUGGCGUGACGAGAGAAGAAGCGGUUUUGUUUCUUCUUUCACUUCAAGAUCGAAUUGAUUUGAUUGUGCAAUAUUGUAAAGAUGAAUACGAUAAUGUUAUUCAGAAUCAACGUGGUGAUUCAUUUCAUAUUAAAACUCAUUUCCAUUACGAUUCGCCAUCGAAGAGUGAACUUUCGUUUAGAGCUGGCGAUGUUUUUCGUGUUAUUGACACGCUUCAUAAUGGUGUGGUUGGAUCAUGGCAAGUGAUGAGAAUUGGACGUGGACAUCAAGAACUUCAACGUGGAAUAAUUCCGAAUAAAGCGAGAGCUGAAGAGUUAGCGACAGCGCAAUUUAAUGCUAGUAAGAAAGAGCUGAACACGUCAGAGUCGCGUGUGAGUUUCUUCCGAAGAAAACGUUCAAAUCAUCGACGAUCUAAGUCAUUGUCAAGAGAGAAUUGGGAUGAUGUCGUCUUUUCUGAUUCGAUUUCAAAGUUUCCAGCAUAUGAACGUGUUGUGCUUCGUCAUCCUGGAUUUAUUCGUCCCGUUGUCCUUUUUGGAGCUGUUGCUGAUCUUGCACGUGAACGUUUAAUCAAAGAUUUCUCUGAUAAGUUUACAGCACCAUUGCAAGAUGACGACAAAUCAUCAUCGAAGUGUGGCAUUGUGAGACUGUCAAAUAUUCGCGAUAUUAUGGAUCGUGGCAAGCAUGCGCUUCUCGACAUCACACCGAAUGCUGUCGAUCGACUUAAUUAUGCGCAAUUUUAUCCCAUCGUCAUUUUCUUGAAAGCUGAUUCAAAACAUUCAAUCAAAACGUUACGUCAAGGAAUUCCAAAGUCGGCACAUAAAAGCUCGAAGAAGCUUCUCGAACAGAGUCAGAAGUUGGAUCGUGUGUGGUCGCAUGUCUUUAGCACGACAAUAACACUUAAUGAUCCAGAUUCAUGGUACCGUAAAGUUCGAGAGACAAUCGAUAAGCAGCAAUCUGGCGCUGUUUGGAUGUCGGAGACAAAGCCCGUUGAAUCGUUGUCGGACGAUUUCCUCUUCCCAAUGACCACAUCCCGUCUCUCCUACGCCUCAAGUCCCGAAUCAGACUUGGAAUUAAGUCCAGGGCCGUCGACAUCGUUGUCACUUGGCAAUUUGCCUCAACUUGUAAAAUCAAGUUCCGAUCCGUCGAUUGCAACAAAUCAGGACAAUUUGGACCGUGAUCGAGAAGAGAUGGUCGAAGGAAUGCCGCCACCAUACACGAAUCCUUACGACCAUUCAACGGCACAUACAAGACGAUUAACAGUUGAUAACAAAUAUGGAUUUUCACCACCUAUGCCAACAGAUGAACAAGCGCUUUAUGGAACGAGACCGACAAAUUCUGGUGUCUAUGGACAAAUUCCUGAUUUACCACCUCGAAUUGAUCGAGCAUCAAAGCCUUCGUUACCAUCAAGUACUCCUGGUUCAUCACUUCCAUCGAGAAACUCAUCCUCUGUCAACAGCGGUGGCACUUUAGGACGAACAGCUCAAGAAAGACUUUUUGGAAAUUCUGCAAAGUCAAUGAGUGGAGCUGAGGAUCCACAACAAGACGAUCUCUACACUGCAACUAAUAAAUUGUUGAACACUUUGGAACCGAAGAAGAUGCCGACAAUUGGAAGUAAUGGAAAUUCAUUGGAGCGACGUGACUUAGUCCCAAGUCAUCAUCAUCAUCAUUCGAGUAAUCCACAAAAUUCACUUGAUCGACAGAAUUCAGGACAGAAAAAUGGUUCGAGUUAUGAUAGCGUGUCAAGUUAUGAUUCUUUUAAUACGAAUCAAGCUCAACAAGCCAUCACAACAUCAACAAAUUCCUUACAAAAUCGGUUAGGCCCGAACGCUCCAGACGAUUUGAAGUCAGUUCCAGGCGUCACGAGUCGUUCUUCAAUCACAAACUCACAAGAUUAUGCGACGAAUCCAAGAAAUCCCGUCCAUGAACGCGAUUACAGUUUCAAUGGAACUUCUGGCGGUAUUCAUGAUCCAAUGGCAGCUCCAAGAACCGUCAACAAUCUUCCACAACGUCCAACAAAUCUUUUAAUUGAAAGCCCAAGAAAACCACAUGUGAUUGAAACAAAAACUGAUUAUGGCAAAUACAGAAACAAUUCAGCUACACAAGCCGAUUACAUUAAGCCGCCAAAAAUAGCACAAAUUGGUCCGCCAUCUGUUCAGCCACCACCACCAAGUGCAUUUAAACCCGUGCCACCACCGAAACCGAAGAAUUAUCGUCCACCAAUGCAGCAGAAUGUCAAUGGAAAUCAGUGGGAAAAUGGGGAGCCAAUCUCGCCACGAUCUCCUAAUGGCUUUUAUUAUCCGUCAUCUAAUCAACAGCCUCAAGCUCAUCAACAUUAUCACCAUCAAAGUAUGACUAAUGGAUCUGGCGUUGGAAGUGGUGCAUCAUCACAUUACAGUCAUCACCAAUUUGGACCGGCAAAUUCACAUUCUAAUUACGGACAACCUUUGCCACCACCACCUCAUAUGCAAUCUCCAAUGUUUGGUAAUGGCUAUACGAAUGGUAAUCAUCAUCAGCCUCAUUAUGGUAGUGGAAAUUAUUCACACAGAAAUCAUGGAUUUGGCAAUCUUCCAGUUCCAUCACAAUACAGCAUUGACUUGGCAAGUCGUGAACAACGUGGCUCGGCUUUUGAGUUGUAUAGAAAGCCGCAAAUCGGAGCACAUAACAUGAGCGAAAUGCCACCGUCGAGACAAAAUCUUCCACCGAAAAAUCGUUACGAUAUGGUGAACGUGACACCAGAGCCACCCGAACUUCCAGCAAAACCGAAGAAAAAUCCUCUUAAAUCACCACUUAAAGCAUUCAAGAAUGUCAUUGUUAAAGGAACGAAAUCACUUAGACGACAAGCAAGUUUCAUGGAACCGAGUGAAUCAAAGAAACAACGUUCAGCACUUCGACGACAACAUUCAAUGAUGGAACGUGGCAGUGGACGAAUGUUUUACUCACCACAACAUCAAGCUCAACCACCACAAGACUACUUGGAGUAUCAGCAACAGCAACAACAACAAUAUUAUAAUUAUUACCAACAACAACAAAGAUUUUAUCCUCCUCAAGAUGACCGUUAUAUGUGGUAUCAACGGCACGAACGAUUUUAUCCAUCAAAUGGUGGAAUUUAUGAGCCCGGCAGUGAGCCAAUUUACGGUAAUUACGAUUCACGUAGAGCGCCGAGUGAAGAAAACAUUUACGCGAAUCGUGCUUUAAUAGAGCUUGAGAGACCAGUUCAGAAAAGUGGUGGAAGAAUUAUCAGACGUCACAGCAUGAACGAACGAAAUCAACAACUUCCACCAGCUUUUGCGACAUUAACAAAGCGUCGCUCAAGAUAUGCUGAAGAUGUCGAGGACAAAUUUUCACAAAUGGUGAUUGAUGAACCAAUUUAUCAGAGUCAACGAGGCUCGUAUAUGUACCAAGAACAAGUUAAACCGAAGCAUCAUGCCGAUCCGUCACUGCAUGAAAUGAAACGUCGACAAUAUUUUGAACGUCCCAUAGAAGAUAACGUUAAGCUUUUGCAAUCAUCGCAUGUUGAUGGAAAUUCCCCUGGAACGUCAGCCGCAUCAACACCAACAUCGAUGUCAUCACCAUCGAGAGAAAGAAAUUUGAGAGAUUCACGAAGACAAUUGAAAGAUCAAAUCUAUCAGUCACGAAUCGAUGCAAUGCAAUCAAUGGCAGAGCCGAUUUAUGUGUCAAAAUCGAGCAGUGGGACAAGUACCAACACAGGUAGUAAUUUAAGAUCGCAGCCAAUUUACGAGUCGAAAAGAGAAAGCGAAGAGUUCAACGAACAUGAAAGAACAAACGAAGAUGCUGACACAUCAAAUGAAAACAAUGAAACAGCUGAAAAGUCUCUUCUGGAAGUUAUUGAAGAAACAAUUCUCAAGAACAAAUCACAAGAUCAUCUCAAUGAAAGUCAUCCAACUAACGAAUGUGUUUCUAACGACACCAUAGAGAAUGAAAAUCAAUCUGAAAUUCCCUUUGCUGAUGAUGACACAAACGAUGGGAAUGAAUCAACGCUUCAGAACACAGCAAUCGAGAAUGAAAUGUCUGUUAAGAAAACAUCACGUCCACCGUAUCACAUUUCAAGCAUUAUUAAGAAAAGCGUUCCGCCACCACCACCCAUUCGUUCGCCUACUACAGCAAAGUCACCGGAAGUUGUUUAUGAGUCACAAACUUCAAUUGAAACUCAAUUUACUUCGCAAGCUAGUCUCCCAGUUGGUCCGCCUAACGCUCAAUCAACUCCCUACACAAGUGAAUUAACUCUUAAAGAACAACGUGCAGCAGCGAGGGCGCGUUUCUUAUCAGCCCCACCAUUACGUCAACCCAUCACAACCAAAGGUCUCUUUGACGAGAAAGGUGGCAUUCUUGAAGACAAAACUUGGAAUGUUUCUUUGAUAAUCCCACCAAAUGCUUUAACCGCUGGCAUUCGACAAGAAAUUUACUUCACAGUGACAGAUCCAAGAAUGUCAGAGUCAGUUGGCGGUCCACCUUUGGACAUGGAUAAUGGUGAGAAGAUGCUGAGUCCAUUGGUGAUGUGUGGUCCAGUAGGACUUGAAUUUAUGGAGCCCGUCACCCUCAACAUACCACAUUGUGCAUCAAAUACACCAUCAUUAGGAUUAGCUGUUAAAGCCACCGAUAGUGAGAAGAAUUUAACAACCAAUUGGGAUAACAUUGACUUGCCACCGUCCAAUACGGCACACACUGUUUCCGUUAAAGUUGAUCACUUUUAAUUAUUUACAAUCAUAAUUAUAAAGCGGCAAUUGUUUCUGCUUUAUUGGCCAUUUAAUUCAAUUUUUUUAUCUCUUUAUUAUUAUUAUUUUUUGUACAAUUAGUAAUUUCUUUAAUAGCCAUUGUUAACGACGACACUAUAAAAACGUUAAAUUACAUUUCUGACGCUUCACGACAUUAUUGCUGUGCCUUUUAUAAUUUUUUACUCUCCCUUCUCGCCAACACAUUAAAUUAAAUGUCGUGUACAGAAAAAACCCUUAAAUUAACCUUUUUUUUUAUUAUUUCACUCUUCCACUUCGUCGUAAUUUUGUCAUAUUUUAUGCAUAACAAGGGAAAAUGUUUAACUAAAAGUUUCGCGUAGAACGAAACGAUAAGUGGAAGAAGCAGCAGUAGUGUCAACAUGAAUCAUGCAUGCUGUUGAUAUGAAAAUUGAAAAUUAAGUUAGGACGAAAUUUUUAAUGUUUUCAUAAAGCACGUCACGUACACUGUGACAGUUAUAAGAAAUAAAAAUAUUUUGUAGCAAUUCCGUGAUGCGCUGACUGAAAGCUUUUGAAAGGAAAAUUUUCCUUCUUUAUUUCUUUUUUGUUUUUCUUGUAACAAACACGGAAAUUAUUUUAUUAUGCUAUCAAAGAAAACCCCCGUAAACAUUAAACAUUUAAUAAGCGAUAACGAUGUGACAUGAAGAAUAAUUCGAUUAAAGAAAACUUUUCCUUCUUCUUACAACAACAAAACAUGAAACAUUAUAAUAUUUUAUAUUAAGAAAUUCUUCUCGUAGAAAAUAUUUCUAGCUAAUUAAGAAACACAAAAAAAAAUUCUUUCUUUGUAUCAAAAGCUUCACAUUUGUAUGUAAGCUUUACGAUUGUGUAUAAAUGAGUAUAAAAAGAAAAAGAAAAAUAAGAGAUAAAAAUAAAAAGCAAAAAGAAAUAAAUUUCAUAUAAUUU